This is a messenger RNA of Jaminaea rosea, 2968 nucleotides long. RefSeq lists its product as hypothetical. Gene Ontology annotation, cellular component: mediator complex. Lineage: Eukaryota; Fungi; Basidiomycota; Exobasidiomycetes; Microstromatales. Gene Ontology annotation, molecular function: transcription coregulator activity. The record is from RefSeq and is a predicted model, not a curated record. Gene Ontology annotation, biological process: regulation of transcription by RNA polymerase II. The transcript has a single exon. The coding region runs from base 33 to 2885 and encodes 950 amino acids.
CUCAUCACCAAUGAUGCUCACAGCCAGCUGCAAUGCCUGACAAUAGUCGUCCGACGAUCUACUCGCAGCUUCACCAGGCUCAAGCCUCACUCGAGCGGCUGAGAGGCGUGCCUGCGCAUCGCUUUCACCUUCUUGACGAGCAGGUAGGCUCGGCUCUUCAGGCUUCCUCAUCGUCUUCGACGGCUGCGCAGCCUUCUCUUUCACGGCACAACUUCCAAAAGGUCAUCUCCUCGCUGCGACAGGCAACUCGCUCCUUUGCGAACACGACAGUCAAGGACGUGCAAGCUCAGUCAGCUGGUCAAGAAGCACUGUCAGGCACGUCAUCGUCGUCGUCGUCCAACUUGGAUCGUUACACCUCACUCCUACGUGAGCAGUCGCAGCACGUCGCUCAGCUCGCCUCCUCUCUCGAUCCGCUUGAAGACCUAUCCAAGCUGAUCGGUGAGGCAGACUCUCGAGUUCUGCCACCAGCCCUGCAUGUAGGACCUCUGCGUCCCUCAAGGAUAGCUGCGGGGAAAAGGAAGCGCGACGACAGCCCCGAGACGUUGCAGCCAGCUUCGGUCGACGAAGCCGCCGCUAUAAUGGCCGCCCUCUCUUCUUCCAUCGACACGCUAGCCAAGGCUUUGGGCUUGGAGACCUUUGCGGAGGCUCACACCGUCGACACCGCCAAGGCAGACAGUGACGAGUACGAGCUGCAUACCCACACUCUCACCCAGGGAGGCCGAAUUCUUGUCAUUGACCUCGAUCUUGGCGCAUCAAAGCGUCAAGGCAUGGUGCUACCUCUCGUCAAGGUACGCGUGUCCUUUGCGACCGACAAUUCAACGGCAGCAUCCAACAGCAUGGCCAACUCUCCACCACCGAAGCUCUCCGAGUCAGGCAGUCAUGCUUCUAAGCUGUCUGCAUCUGACUCGAGCAACAGCCUGCACUUUAAACAUGCCAAGCUGGCUAACGCACUGCGACAGGAUCUUGGAGACAUUGCUCAGCUCCUCUUCGGCCUCUCCCAAGAUGGUGAGGGACAGACAGACGGCGGCAUGUCUACUGAGGAGCGCCGUAUUCGCCAGGCUGUUGCGGCGUGGCAGAAACUGAGAAAAAGCAUUGCCGCUCUCGCGCGAAUCGAUCGAUUGAGCAGUAGUAGCGCCAGUAACGGAGGCAAGGAGCCCGUCAACCUCUUUACUCACAUUCGUCAAGUGGGAGAAGCAGUCUGUCACGCUGCAAGCAAGCCAGAAGAGCUGCCCUGCGGCCCGAUCAGCGUCACGGAGGCGGCGCCGUUGACUCGCAUACUGUUGUCUUCACAAGCCCCAAAGAUGCCACCACUUGCCCUCGACCUGAGCAUCGACGAGUACGACCGAUCUGAGGGCGGCGAACAGCUGCAACGCGACGAGCAGCUUGGUACCCUGCCAUCGUCGCAGCUGAGCUUCGUAGCAAGAUUGGAACCGCCGCUUGUGCUGCCAAGACGGCUAGCGGCAAGGUUGGGAAACAUCGUGGGAUUGGCACCGACAUCGACAGCCUCGCUGAACAGUAGACGGGACGACCAAGACAUUACGGCGCUCCUGGGAUCGUCAAAUGGAGCAACAAAAGACCCGUCGUCGUACGAUUCGCUCCUCUGCCAGCAGCCUGGACCCUCCCUACCACCGUCACAGUCAGUUUCCUCCCAGCAGGUCACGCUUCGACCCUCCCUCUUCCACGCUCCAAGUCCAGCAAUCCUCGUCUCUUACUUUCCCUUCUCAACUCUUCGCCAGCUCUGGGAGGCAGUCGGUGUGCUACAGCAAGGUUGCGCGCUUGCUAGGCUGCUGAGGCCGGUGGUGAUGCGAUGCGUCGAUCAAGAAGCGGCUGCGGCACAGACAAAUCAAGCGAAUCAAGCACAAGCAGAAGUCACGCUGGAUGAUUUGCUUCGUCCCCCUUCGGGGCCUACCGUGAUGGAUCUUACGUUGGACGAUGCCCGUCACGCCGCAAGCACAGGCAUCAACCUCUCCUCUCACCUCUUUGACUCCAAAUCGGGGCAGAUGCUCCAUCUCUCUGCGACGAUCCGCUACAAAGUCCACGAAAACGAGUGGAAGAUCCAGGCGAGGGUGGCCCGCGACUCCUUCAUGCUUGGAGGCAGGGGUCAAGGCUUUGUUGCAAAGGAGAUGGACGAGCAACGAGCUGCAGACAUCUCAGCAAAGCUGGCCUCAUCAGGGGGCUUGACUGAUGCUUGCGAGGACAUUGUGAGGUGGGCGAAGGGAGAAGAGGCUGAGAAGGGGAGUCUGACUUUUGAGCCGCCAGGUGCGGUGGUCGGGGCUGAGGAGGAAGAUGCCAUCAUGGAGUCCGUAGACGUGCCAGCAUCAGCGACAGCGCUGUGCGCUGCGGAGGAAGACGCUACCAUGGCAUCGAAGGGUGCAGAGGCAGCUGUCGCUACGAAAGAGGAAGCGGUACCAUCAGCUCCCAAACAAGAGGAGGAAGACGCUCCCUUGCCCUCUUCAUCAACAGCCGCUCACUCGAAGCCAGCGAGGGGCUCUUCUCCCCCUUCCGGCCGUCCAAUCCUACCCCGUCGUAGAUCGAGCCAACGCUCCGCUGACGGUACCACCGGCAACGAAGUUGCCAAUUCGCGCUCGCCACCUCCUCCUCUCACUAUGCGGGGCACUUCACCCCCUGCGUCGAGCAGCUCAGCAAAACUUGCCUCGCCUACGUCGCCAACCACGGGGAUGAAGAGGAGGGGUAGUCGACAGGGGACGGGAGAGGACGAUGCUGCAGCCCCACGCAGGUCGCCUACAACGAGGAGAAAUGCCGUCAAGAGGGAGCCGGAUGAACCAAUUCUGGGGCAGCGGCAGAGCUCACCUACGUCUGGGGCUGGGGCCGGUGGGCCGGCGACCAGGAGGAGAAGUCAUAGUUCGAGGGGGACGGGAGUCUGACGCUGCCGUGCAGGUAUUGGAUCUGACUGGGGCACUCGAAUGUCAUGAUACUGCUGUAUAAUCGAUCACGUCCGGUCGCUUGA